This is a messenger RNA of Quercus robur (English oak), 1176 nucleotides long. Its product is annotated as pentatricopeptide repeat-containing protein At1g30610, chloroplastic-like. Gene Ontology annotation, biological process: chloroplast organization. NCBI's taxonomy places the organism in Eukaryota, Viridiplantae, Streptophyta, Magnoliopsida, Fagales, Fagaceae. The record is from RefSeq and is a predicted model, not a curated record. Gene Ontology annotation, molecular function: protein binding. The transcript has 3 exons. Gene Ontology annotation, cellular component: chloroplast. The coding region runs from base 573 to 1109 and encodes 178 amino acids.
UGAAGAUAAAAAGUAUGAACCGGGCCAAAGUAUCGGACGAAAAGUGCAUUCCCCGAAAAAUAAACACAAAAAACCAAACAUACAAAACAGAUAACGUCAAAAUACAGGAAAAAUACAAAAUAAAAAGACAUUUUUUUUUUUUUUUUUCUAAAGAUAAUAACAGAAGGGCGAGUUGGGCGAAAGUGAUUCUGAUGCCGUGUUGAAAAAUCCGGCGAUGGAGACUGGUGGCAGCAAGUCGGAGGUGGUGGCUGCAAGGAUAAGCUCGGCCACAGCUGGGCUUGAGAGAACAAGAAAACAGAGAGAGACAAAAGAAAUUUUAAGAGAGGAGAAGGCCACACCGGCAUGAACCGCCGGUGGCAGUGGCGAAGGUGCACACGGAUCGGCUUGAAUGACGUGUCAAUUUCUGAAGCAUUGGAUUUAAUAGAUGGUUGAGAUUUGAGUAAUUCUAAAUCCUUAUCUUUCGGUGGCACUGGCAGGCUGUGCGUGGGAGUGGAACUGAAACUCAGACGGUUUUCCUUGUAGCCAUAUUGUUCCUGGCUCGUGUGAUACCAGAUAUCUACACAUUCAACACCAUGUUGGAUGCAUGCAUUGCAGAAAAGAAGUGGGAUGAUUUUGAGAAUAUUUACAGAGGGAUGCUGCACCAUGGUUUUCACUUCAAUGCAAAAUGUCAUCUUCGGGUGAUAUUAAAUGCUUCUGGAGCUGUAAAGGGAGUGUUACUGGAAACAACUUGGAAUCACUUGGCCAAGGCAGAUAGGACUCCACCACCUGCCCUCGUCAAAGAAAAGUUUUGCAUGAAGCUAGAGAACGAUGACUAUGUGGCUGCUCUUGCCUGUAUAACUAGUCAUUCCAUUCCUGAGUUGCAGGCAUUCUCUAAUUUGGCAUGGUUGAAUUUGCUUAAGGAAAAUGCUCACAGGUUUAGUAAGGAUGCUCCUUUUCGGUUGAUACAAGAGGUUAGCAUCCAUACUAACAGAACUGAAUUGUCAAACCUAGCAGUCCAGAAUCUCAUAUCAGCUUGUAAAGAAUUUUGUAGGAUUCAUAUGACAUUAGCUGAGAUUAAAGAAAUCGAAACUGUUUGUAGUGCUCAAACUGAAUUAGCUUUUAAAUCCUGAUUAACUAUUAUUUGUGUUCAUCUUUACCAUUAUAUAACAGAAACAAGCAUUCCUACUUCUUAGAGUA